Messenger RNA from Tarenaya hassleriana, 1077 nucleotides. RefSeq names its product ankyrin repeat and protein kinase domain-containing protein 1-like. Gene Ontology annotation, molecular function: protein binding. The transcript has a single exon. Lineage: Eukaryota; Viridiplantae; Streptophyta; Magnoliopsida; Brassicales; Cleomaceae. The record is from RefSeq and is a predicted model, not a curated record. The coding region runs from base 370 to 921 and encodes 183 amino acids.
GUCUUUCCCUUACUGCCUUGCUAAUCAUUCCCUUGCCUCUCGUUAAUUGAACUUUAUAGGUUCCAUUGUCCUUUUCAUCCUGAUUCAUGUAAAUCUGCAUCCUUCAUUGCCUAGUGUGGACCUGUUGCAGAUUUCUAGUCAGAAUCAGUGCCUUCAGUGACAUUCUAGGGUAAGAUUGGCAUACAAAAACCAUGUAAAUCUGUGCCCUCAUAGAUUCUCCCCGGCUAGUAAUCCGUCCUCGUCCUCGUGGUGGUUUUUCAAGUAACUUUUCCUUGAGUCUUCCCUACCUGAAUAGUCUCUCCAAAUCCGUAAAAGCUCGAUCUUUUCUACUUUAGUUUCAGUUUCACCAUUCCAAAGAAAGACAACCAAAUGCUCCAAGAGCAGCAGCCGGUUUCUUUCUCACUCCAGCGUAACUCCCUAAGACGCCGGUCCCUGAGGUCAGGUGCUGACCGAGACGACAGAGGCUGGACUCUACUCCACGUCAAAGCCCGGAAGGGCGAUCUCAAAGCUGUGAAAGAGCUCCUCGACCAGGGGAUGGACGUGAACGCACCUGCCUGGGGACCCAAAUCAAAAGGAGGGGUGACCCCUCUUCACCUCGCUGCCAAAGGAGGGCACAUCCAAGUCAUGGAUGAGCUUCUCGACCGUGGGGCCAACAUCGAUGCCAGAACCUGGGGGGCCUGCGGCUGGACGCCGCUCCAUGCCGCGGCCUAUGAACGGAAGAGAGAAGCAGUGAAGUUUCUGGUGGAGAAUGGCGCUUUCUUGCCUGAUGAUAUAAGCGACUGCAGGUUCAAUCCGCCGCUGCAUUAUUGUCCUGGUCUUGAAUGGGCUUACGAAGAGUUGAAGAAACUCAAAGAGUCAACGACUUCUUCUUCAUCAUCAUCAUCUUGUGGAGACACUUCUUUCAGUUCUGGGAGCUUAUGAUCUUGUCUGACUGUUGCCCCUCUUGAAGCUGUUUCAGAGUCAGACACUUGUCCGAAUAUGUUUUUUUUUGUUUUGUUAUUUGGUCUUUCUACAAACCUGUGGUGGUUGGUCUUGUCAUGUUACAUUGGUUGGUUAUUAUAGAACACUGUUAUCUAA